AUGCGUCCGGGCCGACGGCCAGAUACGGCGACAUUCGGCCUGCGCGAUCCCAUGGGGGUUAUUGGCGCGGAUUCCCCCGUCCUGGAAGGGGCCGAGCCCUGGGAGAAGUUUGGAGCGGAAGAACCUAAGGCCGAAGUGAGCACGCUAAACCAGGCAAGGACAGAGUGGUCGUGGAUUAUGGGGAUCAUUCAUACCCAGGGGCCGCCACGCUACAUUCGAGACUUGGCACACAUCGUUAGCCUAUGA
Aspergillus melleus is the source of this 246-nucleotide messenger RNA. RefSeq lists its product as uncharacterized. NCBI's taxonomy places the organism in Eukaryota, Fungi, Ascomycota, Eurotiomycetes, Eurotiales, Aspergillaceae. The record is from RefSeq and is a predicted model, not a curated record. Bases 1 to 246 code for a protein of 81 amino acids. The transcript has a single exon.